Messenger RNA from Temnothorax curvispinosus, 1223 nucleotides. RefSeq names its product glyoxylate/hydroxypyruvate reductase A-like. Bases 120 to 1097 code for a protein of 325 amino acids. Lineage: Eukaryota; Metazoa; Arthropoda; Insecta; Hymenoptera; Formicidae. The transcript is spliced from 4 exons. The record is from RefSeq and is a predicted model, not a curated record. Gene Ontology annotation, molecular function: NAD binding.
AAAAAAAAAAAAAAGGAAGGUGGAAAUUAAACGGCGUGAAUGUCGCGCGCUUGAUUCACGUAGCCGCCCGUGGCGGAAAUCGCGACGGUCGAGUACGCGACAAGUGGCGAUAAGUUUGGAUGUGCGACAUGAUGAAGGCCGUCGCGGUUCUGUCCGCGAAUCCUAGGUUAUCUUACCACCUGCGCUCGCGGCUGCCGAAUCUGCGCAUUUCGGACGUGUCGCCAGGACAAGCAGAUACCUUAUCCAAGCUGAAUGCGGUGGAAAUAUUAGUGGCCGACUGUGAUUUAUUAAUACCUUACGUAAAUAAAUUGACGUCGGUCAAAUGGAUACAGGCGACGUGGGCUGGCUUGGACAAAUUUAUUCCACAUGUGUGGGACGCGCGAAGAGAUUACAUCCUGACUCGUUUCUCCGACGAAUCAUUCGGUCUGGCCAUGUCCGAGUAUGUGAUAGCGCAGAUUGUCAAUCAUGAACGCGAUCAGAGGCAACAGUACGAGAAUCAAAGGCUCGCUGUGUGGAAACAAGAAGGCAGAUUGCUGAACCACAGGCUUAUACGUGAUUUAACGAUAGGUAUCUUGGGGGUAGGAACGAUAGGAAAGUCGGUGGCGGAAAGGCUGAAGCUAUUUGGCGCGACUAUCUGGGGAAUGACACGUACCGUUCCGAAAGAGAACGUGCCAUACCUUGACGAGCAUAGAACCGUAGAUGACCUGCCAGACAUCCUGAAAAAUUGUGACUACGUCAUUAAUAUAAUGCCCUCGACUCAGGACACGGUAGGACUUUUAAAUGGCAACGUCUUGGAACUCUGCAGAGGCAAGAAUGCAGUUUUCAUUAACGUGGGACGUAGUUCCGUUAUUAAAGAAACGGACCUGGUGAACGCUCUCGAGCAGAAGUGGAUUUCAGCUGCUAUUUUAGAUGUGUUUGAAAAAGAGCCGUUGCCAAAAGAGAGCAAGCUGUGGAGCCUUCCACAAGUAACCGUCUCACCGCACAAUUCGGCCGUGACAAAUUCACAAGAUGUUGCAAAGCUAUUCGCUACAAAUUACGCUAAAUACAUAAACGGAGAGAGUAUGAUAAAUGUAUUUGAUUUUAAUAAAGGUUACUAGUUUAAGGGUUUUAGUCACAAAGGUUUUGUACGGUGUUGGGCGUAACAAGACGUGUGUACACACAAUAAAUAUUUAUUAUUAAUAAAAAUAUACAUACGGAUAAAAAUAAACAACAUAUUUUGGGUA